AUGUCCGUGUUAAUUGAGACGACGCUGGGCGCGCUGGUGCUGGAUUUGUUUGUGGCAGACUGUCCCAUUGCGUGCACGAACUUCCUCAAACUGUGCAAGACCAAGUACUACCAUGGCUGUCUCUUCUUCAACGUGCAGGAGAAGUUCAUGGUGCAGACGGGCGACCCGACGGCCACGGGCCGCGGCGGGGUGUCGAUCUAUGGCCAAUUGUAUGGCCCCCACGCGCGCUUCUUUGAGGACGAGUUGCCACAACGAAGUGGCCGGUCGCACGACGACCGACGGGGAUUGGUCGGCAUGGCGUCGGGCUCGGCGAAUCAGAACGCGUCCCAGUUUUACCUCACCACGCGGGCCCACGAUAUGGCAUAUUUAGAUGCGACGCACACUAUUUUUGGCGAAGUGGCCGAAGGACUGGACGUGCUGGACCGGAUCGAUGCGUUAUUUGUGGACAAGGACUAUCGACCGUACCAGGACGUGCGGAUCAAGCACACGUAUGUGCUCGAGGACCCGUUUCGUGACUUGGAAGGACUGGACAAACUCGUGCCGCCCUCUUCGCCCUGUCAUGUGAAGCCGCAAGAGGAACAGGUGGAGACUCGACUGGCAGCAGACGAGGUAUUGGACGAGCAGGACGGGCGAACCGAAGAAGAGCUGGAAAAGGCCGUGCGGGCGAAAGAGGCCCAGUCGCGGGCGGUGGUGCUCGAGAUGAUUGGCGACCUGCCCGAUGCCGACGUGAAGCCGCCGGAAGAAGUGCUGUUCGUGUGCAAGUUGAACCCCGUGACCGAGAGCGAGGACCUCGACAUGGCCUUUUGUCGCUUUGGGCAGUGCAAAGCCGACGUCAUUCGCGACCACAAGACGGGCGAGUCGCUGUGCUUUGCGUUUGUCGAGUUCACCGACCGACGCCACUGCGAAGAGGCGUACUUCAAGAUGAACAACGUCUUGCUCGACGAUCGUCGCAUUAAGGUGGACUUCAGCCAGUCUGUGUCCAAGCUAUGGAACAAAGUCAAGCGACGACCGUGGGAGAAGCCGACCAAGCGCGAUGGUGACGCGAUGACUACCGACAGGAACCAACGCGGACGUACGAACAAGAGUGGCGCUCGUGCUGCUGGCGGGGGAAGAGGACGUCGGGAGCUUGGAGGGCACUUGACGAUCAAGUCGCGUGGCACGGACGACUUCAAGCUCGUGGAGGAAGAGGAAGGCGUGUCGUCGCCGUCGUUGCACGGAUUGAAAGUAGUGUCUGCUCGAGAGAAUCGCCGACCCAGUCGUCCGUCGGACAGGCGCAGCGAAAGGGACUCGUCUCGGGUAAAGCGAGGAACGAGUCGCAGUCGUCGACGUCGAAGCGCGAGCCACGAGCGACACGAGCGACGACACCGAAGCCGUGAUCGGAAACAAAGUCGAAGUCGACGCCGUAGCAGCAGUCGUGCGCGGGAUCGAAGUCGGAGUCGUAGCAGCAGUCGUGCGCGGGACCGAAGUCGUGAUCGUGACCACCGCUCUCGACGAUAA
Molecule: messenger RNA, 1497 nt
Organism: Hyaloperonospora brassicae
Lineage: Eukaryota; Oomycota; Peronosporomycetes; Peronosporales; Peronosporaceae
Source: the annotation of a GenBank genome assembly